Carica papaya (papaya) is the source of this 678-nucleotide messenger RNA. RefSeq names its product dirigent protein 16-like. The record is from RefSeq and is a predicted model, not a curated record. Lineage: Eukaryota; Viridiplantae; Streptophyta; Magnoliopsida; Brassicales; Caricaceae.
AUGGCAAAACUCCCUCCAAUCGUCGUACUUUUCCUAUUUGUCAUUGUUGAUCAAUCAUUCUCGUUACGAAUUCUUAACAAUCAUCACUAUCGCCAUCGCAAAAUCACUUUCAUCAUGCAAAAUGUGUUCAAUGUGUCAGAACCCUCAUCCAAAUCUGUAACUACUAAAGUCGCAGGCCAUCACCUGCCAUUUCUAAAACCAUUAGGUUUCUUCCCUCCAAAAGGAGGAAUUCCUAUACCAGAAUCACUCCCCACGAGUUCAACCAUUGGAGAAUCAUCCCAAGCAGUUGAUAUCUCGGACAUUGGCCUCAACUUUCCAGCUAGAGCUACUCUUGAGGAGUUGGAAUUGGGAACAUUUACAAGUAUUGAUGAGGACUUGUUCAAAAUCUCAACAAAUGGGGGGAAAAAACUGUUCGGCAAAGCACACGGGGUGUAUGUUGCUAGUCCAGGGAAUGGAACUGGCUAUAUGAUGGCAGUUACAGCAUUUUUGGGCCCAGGAGAGUUCCCGGAUGGAUUGAGACUUUUCGGGGUGUAUAGGGCUCAAGAAGCUGAGUCUCAUGUGGCUGUUAUUGGCGGCACCGGAAAGUAUAAUUGUGCCAAUGGCUACGCAAGUGUUAAAGCUUUUGAACUCCAGGGAGCCAACAAGCUCCUGUUAUUCACAGUUUAUCUGAGUUUGUAA